AUGGUUGGCAGGGAACGCAGGCCUCCAAAGCAUUUGGAGGAUGAAGGGUAUGAUACUGGUGAACAGCUCGCACGAGGCGGAAACAAGAAAAAGCGCAAAGUUCAGCUUGAUCUCAGUGAUGAUGAUCAAGAAGGAAGCCCAGUUCGCAAAAGACCUGCCCCCAGAAGCAGAGACGAGGAUGACGAUGAGGACGAUGACGAUGAUGAGGAGGAGGAGGAGGAGGAUGAUGAAGAGGACGACGAGGAAGAGGAGGACGAUGAUGGAGAGGAGGAAGAGGGCGAGCACUCGGGUGUGAGGGGAAAGAGCUCGGCGGACAGGCCGCUGUCGCUGGACGAGAUGAUGGCAGAAGCAAGGGCGAAGGGACAACGUCGUGAAGAUGCGAGCGUGCUGGCAGGUGGCAGUGGUGAUAGCGGCACCUCCAAGAAGAAGGGGAACAAGAAGAAAGUCUCCAAGGGGAAGGCAUCCGGCCGCGGUGCUGCGGGGGCGGUGACGUCCAGCAGCCAGAUCCUCCAGAUGCAAGAGAAGAUCAGGCUGCAGAAGGAGCUGCUGGCAAUGCAAAGCAGCCAGUAUGCUCCCUCGACAGCUCUGGUGCCAUUCGGCAUCCCACAGAGCGUCGCGCCUGCUCAGAGCCUGGCAGCUUUCCAAUUGCCCUCUGGAGGAGCAGCCGCUCUUCUGCCGGCCAUCCAGGCCAUGGUCGCCCAGGCCAUGCAAAGGGCCCUUUCGAGCGGACAUGCAAGCGCGGCUGCGUCAUCUGGCACUCGCCCACCAACCACCGGCAACAGCGGAGCUCCUAAUAAGUACAGCACACCAAAGACAAUCAAAACCAUCGGGAAAGCGGUCCAUGCCGUGUUUGAGAGCGGUUCCCCUGAAGGAGGCUUCUACACCACGAUCGACCCCAUCGCCAAGGUGACCCGCGUCCUGCUCAAGGUUCCGAAGGACGACUACGACUGGUCGCUGGCUUGGGUUGCCAAUCACGGCGACCUGUGGCAGGCGGCUUCCACCAAGCAGAUGCAACAACGGUCCGAGGUGGUCAAGAAGGUGAAACAUCACCUCUACGACGUGUACCAGAUCCGGAAAGCGAAGGUGGACUACAAUGGCUUCCUGGCUGACAUUGCGCCACUGCAGGGAAACGGCUUCCGCGUCCGGCAUGGGGACCCCUUUGGUGACAUCCGCGUGAAGAAGGUCAUCGGCCAUGUCUUCCUGCGAAACUGGAACGAACGGGUGGACGAGCUGCAGGUGUUCAUCCAGCAAGCGGCCAUUGUGGUUGCUGUGAUCGACAUCGUUCUCGGCAACCCGGCUGAGAACCGUGCUCCGUCCGACAGGCUGCCAAACGAUGGAGGCAUGGCGUUGCACUACGAGGCAUGCCUGAAGAAACUCCAGUCGGAGGUUGACGAGUUUGCUGCGGGGACUGAGUACCCGUUCAUCCGAGCCCCGGAGCCGUCCCUAUUUAUGAACGGGGAGGAUGAGGCGGACGGCAUGACCCCGCCGCGCGCUACUCCGAACAACUUCAGCGCUUCAGGCAGCAGCGUUAGGACACCUUUGGCACCACAAGAUGUUAACGUGCCCGCGCCUUCGAGUGGUACUCCCAAUUCGGGAUGCCAGCCGCCAGCAAUUGACC
This is a messenger RNA of Klebsormidium nitens, 1618 nucleotides long. The record is from the annotation of a GenBank genome assembly. Lineage: Eukaryota; Viridiplantae; Streptophyta; Klebsormidiophyceae; Klebsormidiales; Klebsormidiaceae.